GCAGCCGCCGCCGCCGCCGCUGCGCGAGGAGCCAGGAUGGUCCUGGUCCACGUCGGCUAUCUCGUGCUUCCAGUGUUUGGCUCUGUGCGAAACAGAGGUGCCCCCUUUCAAAGGUCUCAGCAUCCUCACGCUACCUCCUGCCGCCACUUCCACCUGGGCCCCCCGCAGCCGCAGCAGCUAGCCCCGGACUUCCCGCUGGCGCACCCCGUGCAGUCGCAGCCGGGCCUCAGCGCCCACAUGGCCCCGGCCCACCAGCACAGCGGCGCGCUGCACCAGUCGCUGACCCCGCUGCCCACCCUGCAGUUCCAGGACGUCACAGGUCCCUCCUUCCUACCUCAGGCCCUGCACCAGCAAUACCUGCUGCAGCAGCAGCUCCUGGAAGCUCAGCACCGCAGGCUCGUCUCGCAUCCCAGGCGGAGUCAGGAUCGAGUGUCUGUCCACCCCCACCGCCUCCACCCCAGCUUUGACUUUGGCCACCAACUGCAGACACCUCAGCCCCGGUAUCUGGCUGAGGGCACUGACUGGGAUCUCAGUGUGGACGCCGGCUUGAGUCCUGCCCAGUUCCAGGUGCGGCCCAUCCCUCAGCACUAUCAGCAUUACCUAGCAACUCCUCGAAUGCACCACUUCCCCAGGAACUCCUCGUCUACGCAGAUGGUUGUCCAUGAAAUUCGAAACUACCCGUAUCCCCAGCUUCACUUCCUUGCUCUCCAGGGACUAAAUCCUAGCCGACACACCUCUGCUGUUCGCGAGAGCUAUGAGGAGCUGCUGCAGCUCGAGGACAGGUUGGGAAACGUGACCCGAGGAGCCGUUCAGAACACCAUUGAGAGGUUCACCUUCCCCCACAAGUACAAGAAGCGAAGACCCCAGGACAGCAAGGGCAAGAAAGACGAAGGGGAGGAGUCAGAUGCAGAUGAGAAAUGCACAAUUUGUCUGUCUAUGUUGGAGGAUGGAGAGGACGUGAGACGCCUACCUUGUAUGCAUCUCUUCCACCAACUGUGUGUGGACCAGUGGCUCGCCAUGAGCAAGAAAUGCCCCAUCUGCCGAGUGGACAUUGAGACACAACUGGGAGCUGACAGCUGAAGGAGGAGCUAGCCAGUGGAUGCCCCAUUUCCUUCACCAGGUCCCCCCCACGGCCAUAGCCCUUGCAGCCAAACUUUGCCUUCUGAGCCAUUUGACGUAGAGAAGAAGCCUGCAAGCACAUUUUUUUUUUGUGGAAAGAGGAGUUGAUAUCAGUGUUGGAGGGAGAGAAGGGGUAGGGAGGACCCACCCAUCUGGAAUGGUGACUGCCUCAUUGCCUUGCUGUGCAGCGGGGAGGGAGCUGGCUGUGCCCAGAGCAGGGGCGGGAAGGGGGGGCCCAGCUGCUGAGAACUAGAUGUGAUCUUGAGGGUACUAGCUGAAGACCGGCCCCCAAAUCCUGUCCUUUGAAGGAUUGUGUAUAUACCUCUUGACCACGUAGAAAUCAUGUAGGGGUCUCUAGCUAUUCUGUGGACGGCAGCCGGAGCAUGUUAGCUUAAGAAAAAUGUCGUGUGUGGUGCUCUAGUCAUCUGUGGUGGACAUGUCGCUAUUACUGAACUUGCACCAAAUAUUUCUCAUUGAGUUUCUUGUUUUGGUGCCUGACGAACCAACCAACCAACGACAGCCCCAAUCUUCCCGUCUUUAUGAGCAAAAAGAAAAAAAAAAAAGGAAAGAAAAAAAAAGAAAUCAAAGGUGAAAGAAAAAAAAAAAGCCAAAUCCUGUUUACGGUGAAAAAAACAAAGAUGAUAAUUUUUCACCCGGGUUGGGAGGCGGGAGGGGGGUUCUCGUUUGUUGUUUUUGUUUUUUCCUUGGGCUUUGUUUUUCUCAUGUUUACAGUGCACGGAGUGUAGGUGGGGCAUCUGAGAAGGAGGUGGGGCUUAAAAGGAGCAGAUUGGGUCUCACUGGGUCUCUGAGGCUUUCAGGCAAGGUGAGGAGGGCAGAGCCCUAGCUAGUUGAAGGGGGUCCAUCUCAGUGUGGGCUCCCUAGUCCUAAGGUCCAUUGCUUGGCCCCAGCUAUUUUCCUAGGCUCCAAACUGAGCCAGGGAGGACGCUGCCUCCAGCUCCAGCUGCCCCAGGUUGCUGGGAGCCAGCAGCUCCCCUGAUCACUCCAGUUCCUAACUUUAGCCUGAGCUCUCAUUUUGCCGCAAAGAGGCAAUGAAGCCACUGCCUCCCUAUGCAAAAAAUUAACCAGAUGAUACAGAGAAAACAGUAUUGGCAGUGUGCGCUUGGCCUUGGCCAAAGUGCUCUCAGCUAGAGUGAGAGGGUGAGGUCAAGUUCACAACCUUGGGAGUAACUUGAGCUUCCUAUAGGAUCCUGCCAUUCAGUCCCUGGGAGAAGGCCCUGGCUUUGAGACCACUGGUGGGAGGCCGAUGGUCUCCCUUAGCCUCAUGGUCCUCUGCUUCAUCUGUGACUUUGCAAAAGUUCCUUUCUUUCUCUGUGCCUCAGUUCCUUCUCCUUCCAGUGGGGAGAAACAACAGUGUGUUCCCAUCCCCCCAUUCCUUCUCCUUCACCUAGAUCUGAGGACUAACGCCACUCAGCCCCUCUGGGCUCUACUCUCUCAUGGAAGCCUCUGAGGGUUUAGUGGCUGGAGCAGGAAAAGGAGACGAAAAGUUCCAGUUGACAUUGUAUUGCAGUAUGCUUUUUGUACUACUCUGUAAUUUUUUUCAGAGAGAUGGGAGGACAGAAUAUUGGAAAAGAUCUGCCAAAUUUUAACCCAAAGUGUAGCUCUUAUCAUGUGCAGAAAAUGCUAGGUUGCCUGCCAUCCUGUAACGUUCCUCUGUUCCUUGCUUUCCUCCUCCCUCCCUCAUUUGCACUGCUCUUAGAAUCUACCCGGAACCCAAACACUGGACAAUCUCAGUGCCCUCCUAUGAGUAAGGCCAGGAAAUAGGAUACAGAUCAGAUAAAUGGAGGGAUUCCACCAAGUUAAGUGAGCCGAGGAAGAAUCAGGAUGAAAACUGACAGAGGCCGAUCGGACUUAAGAGAGAGAUCCUUCUAGCACAACUGACACCAUCAUGAAGGAAUGGCGCUCUGUCCACUCUCCAGACAAAGGCUACUCCCAGGAUCCAUCUUCUGGCAUCUCAUGAAGUCUCUGUUGAGUGCCUACUGGGGUGAGUGCUGAGGAAGGUGAUCACUAAGUGUUGGCUGGGCUUGGUGGAACUAGGAGAGGAGCAGAGGAGUAGCACGCAUCCAACGUGCUUACGGUGAACAGCGCAGGUCAGCUGUGUUGACCAUGGCCCUGUCCGACUCUGGUUGCCAUCAUGAACAGUGUCUCCAAGGGCAAAGGCUGGAUACCCAGCAGGUGCGGAAAGAAUGCUCGAGUCAGGAUGUCAGGGAGCUGCUGCUGACAAAAAGCCACAAGAACUGUGACUUUUCUCCUGCUGCUCCCCAAAGGAGAGGAGGCCGAUGGUAUCCCUUAGCCUCAUGGUCCUCUGCUUCAUCUGUGACCUUUCGAAAACCAAGAUUUCAUCAGAAGAUGGCUGUGGCUCAGAAGUAGUUGGGGUGGUCAAGGCAGGGCAUUACUCUCUGAGGCCACUCACUCUCUGUUCCUUUGAGGCUGUCCUGAAAGGCUUGCAGGGAAAGGGAAUUGGUAGGGACCCAGGAGGGAACUGGAACCAGUGUCCCAGAUUCUAGUCCUGGCUCCCCACAGGCGGACUGGAACCUCUCCCCACACCCCUUGGUCUGCUGGGCCUCAGCUUCCUCAGCUGUGACACAAUGAGGUUGGAUGGAAUGCUCGAUAACUUUCUCCCAAUACACAUCCUGUGGUUCUCCCUAGCGUCAACACAUCUUUCAAGUUGCAGAGCUGUGUGCCAGUCAUGCUGGGGAGAGGCCUCUGUGCCCGAAUAUACCUGCUUCAGAGGCUGAGGCACACAGGCUGAGCAAGAGAGGGCAGGAUGGUUUCUCCUUGCUCCCGUUUGUGCAGGCGCUUUGAAUAUCCCAGGCUAACAUUAGGGCCUGGGCAGGGAAGGGGUUGAUCCUGCCACACACACACACACCCCUUCCCAUCUACCCUGUGCCCUGGUGGUGGGGACUGGAGCAGCACCUAGAGCCCUCCCAGCUCCUGUUUCAGGGCAGCUGAUUGGGUGGAGAAAAGCCAGUGCCUCUGCUAAGUCCCUAGAAGGGUGAAGGAGCCAGAGAAGAGCAGUGACGGGCGGGGCCAGGCCUCAGCAUCUCACAUCCACCAUCUCCAGGAGAGAGUCGUAUGCAGUUCUCCUGCUCAACUCACGGGACUCAGACCCUUUUCUGACGGAGACGCAUGAGUGCCUUUGACAGCGGCCCCAGGUUCGAGUCGGGCCUCCUAACCGCAGCCAUGGCGCAGCAGGCCCACUGAGGACACCAAUCAACACAUCGCCACGAAUCCAGCUGGGCACAGGCAACGGGCAGCUGGGGCUGCACACUCCUCCACCUGGCCAGGACCCCAGGCUCCCCGGUCACCCUCGCCACCACCUGUGACGCCUCAAGCUCCUCUUUGCAAAGGCCCCUAGCCUCCGUGCAAGCAUUCUUAACUCUUUACGCCUAACGAACAAGCACAGUUUUUCAAUGGUGAAGAAAAAAGCACCAGACUUUUUUUCCUGAAGAAAUCCCCCAAGCCCCCCCCCUCUUGCGGGACAAACAUUCCCCUUGUGGGGCUGUAGCAACGUCUGUCAGGUCCCCUUGUGUUUCAUUUCCUGCGCGCGCGUAGAGCAAAUGCUAGAGCGAUUUCAGCUGAUAGAAAAACAAAAAAGAAAAAAAAACACAAAAAAUAAAAAACAUGGCACGUUGCUAGUUUACAGGGUUUUUGUGAGUUUAAAUGCCUUAUAUUUAACAAUCAUAAUUUAUGACUAACUUGUAGA
Psammomys obesus (fat sand rat) is the source of this 4843-nucleotide messenger RNA. It is a transcript of the gene Ark2c, whose product is annotated as arkadia (RNF111) C-terminal like ring finger ubiquitin ligase 2C. The record is from RefSeq and is a predicted model, not a curated record. Gene Ontology annotation, molecular function: ubiquitin protein ligase activity; zinc ion binding. The coding region runs from base 37 to 1080 and encodes 347 amino acids. NCBI's taxonomy places the organism in Eukaryota, Metazoa, Chordata, Mammalia, Rodentia, Muridae. Gene Ontology annotation, biological process: positive regulation of BMP signaling pathway; motor neuron axon guidance. The transcript has 8 exons.